Molecule: messenger RNA, 231 nt
Organism: Suillus fuscotomentosus
Lineage: Eukaryota; Fungi; Basidiomycota; Agaricomycetes; Boletales; Suillaceae
Exons: 1
Coding region: 1-231 (76 amino acids)
Source: RefSeq, a predicted model, not a curated record
AUGCCAUUACGUCAAGAAGAACUGGAGCUUCGAAAGGGUCAAGCAAAUGACUGCCUGGAAAAGCUUCGUCAAGCUCUCAGUGACAGAUCUGUGGUGCUUCAAGAGAAAUUACACUCCAACAAAUCAAUCCAUCAUCAGGGUACUAGAUCAACAAAGGAACUUCGAAAAAUCACCUUGGCCAUCAACAAACAUGCUCAAGAAUAUCGCCGAUCAAGGGCAGCAAUGCAAUGA